This is a messenger RNA of Mesorhabditis spiculigera, 576 nucleotides long. The record is from the annotation of a GenBank genome assembly. NCBI's taxonomy places the organism in Eukaryota, Metazoa, Nematoda, Chromadorea, Rhabditida, Rhabditidae.
AUGGCAUCGAAUGUCGGGGCGGGCCUGACGACGACAACUUCCCUGGAUGACUAUGACGAUUUUGAGGAGCGCUUCGUCGACCCGUUCGAAAUCACCUCGUCUUGUGUGUUCGUCGUACUCGGCGCGCUCACAAUCUGCAUCUACUACCGUAUCGCCCGGGCACACGCUCGGCAAGGCUUUCGCACUCAUUUUCAACGCAUCUUCUUUGUCCUCAUCACAAAUGACAUCUUCACCUUUCUCUUCCAACUUUUCGAUGUCCGGCUCCCGACCUGGGGUGUACACGAGUGGUAUCUCGAUCUCCGGGAAGGACUCUGGCCGACCAUCCUCAACUACGGGGCUACCGUAACCCUAAUGGUUCAGAGUUUCGGGACCCUGUUAAUAGCCUUGAAUCGGUUUACUUCUCUGGUUAUGCCGUUACGGUAUGAGCGGUUGUGGAAACGUGUGACGUACCCGUGCUGCGUGGCUGUCGUCGUAAUACCCUGCGUAUUGAGCAUCAACUGCCUGUUCGUCCGCAGCGAAUUUAUACGACUUUCCUGGGGGUAUUAUAUACCGAAUACCAACAUCUCGGUGGGUACC